Messenger RNA from Mucor velutinosus, 693 nucleotides. RefSeq lists its product as uncharacterized. The coding region runs from base 1 to 693 and encodes 230 amino acids. The transcript has 2 exons. Lineage: Eukaryota; Fungi; Mucoromycota; Mucoromycetes; Mucorales; Mucoraceae. The record is from RefSeq and is a predicted model, not a curated record.
AUGUCAUAUAUUAUAGCACCAGGAGAGAAACCCCAAGAUUAUUACGAUACAGAAGUGCUUGACACUCCAAUGCCUGACGACCGGGAUGACGAGCCAGCAACGAAUGGCAAAAGACGUGUGUCCACUGCUCACAUUGAAUUCGACGGUAUCUUGCAGAGCACGCAAGCCAAGUUUGCAUAUGAUGAACUGGUCUCUGCCUGUGCGGAUUUCUUGGGAAACGCUUCCGCAGUGGACAAUGAUGUGAUACGCUUUGCCGAAUCUAUAUUAGCCGUGGUAGGAUCGCCCACAACAUUGGAUACAGCCGAGGUCAAGCGUCGUUUGGAACAAGUACUGCCUACCAGCCAUGCAUUUCGCCAUCACAGAGGCAUGACCCUAUCAGACGAGGAUUGCACUGUGCUGUGUAGUCUUGCUGAUCGAGUCAUCAAUACGCCCUUGGGACAGGAGAGCAACGUGGACAUUGUGGAUAAUGACGAGAUAGAGCAAGAGCAGCAAAGGCAUGACAGUAGCGAUGUCUAUUACAUCAGACAUGACGAAGCACCAGCUAAAUUUCAAGAGUCACUGCCUAAGCAGCUGCCCAGUUUUGUGGAAGCCAAUGCAGAGAUUGGAGAAAGAGACACUAUUGAAUACGACAUGGAUGUGACACCAUACGAUAGUGAAGUAGAUGACGAUCCUCCCAUUCGAAUGCGAGCAUAA